Centropristis striata (black sea bass) is the source of this 947-nucleotide messenger RNA. RefSeq names its product olfactory receptor 4B13-like. The record is from RefSeq and is a predicted model, not a curated record. Gene Ontology annotation, cellular component: membrane. The coding region runs from base 1 to 924 and encodes 307 amino acids. Gene Ontology annotation, molecular function: G protein-coupled receptor activity; olfactory receptor activity. Gene Ontology annotation, biological process: G protein-coupled receptor signaling pathway. NCBI's taxonomy places the organism in Eukaryota, Metazoa, Chordata, Actinopteri, Perciformes, Serranidae. The transcript has a single exon.
AUGGAUAAUGUUUCUGUUGUAAGAGUUUUUACUCUCUCAGGGAUAAAUGAGACAAUGAAUUAUAGAAUUGCUAUUUUUUCACUUACUUUGCUGUAUUACUGUAUGAUUUUGUUUUUUAAUAUCUCUCUCAUCAUCAUCAUAAUCUUAGAUGAGAACCUGCAUGAACCCAUGUACAUCUUAUUGUGCAGUGUCUGCAUUAAUGGGCUUUAUGGCACCACAGGUUUCUACCCCAAAUUCCUCUUAGAUGUGCUGUCUUCCUCCCAACAGAUCUCAUAUGAAGGAUGUCUUUUACAAGCUUUUGUCAUGUACUCAUUUGCUUGCUCUGAGUUAUCCAUUCUAGCAGUUAUGGCUUACGACAGAUAUCUGGCUAUAUGUCGACCACUGCACUACCACUCUUUCAUGAAUAAGAGGAGGCUCUCUCAGCUGAUUUGUUUCUCCUGGCUCACACCUUUCUGCAUCUUCUCCAUCAGUAUUAUUCUAACAUCUACACUGAAGUUAUGUGGUUCCAAACUUCAGAAACUCUUCUGUGUGAACUGGAUGAUUGUUAAGCUUGCUUGCUCUGAUACAGUUUCAAGUGAUGUUCUGUCAUAUGCAACAACUAUGAUUUAUGUGUUUCAUGGGUUUUUCAUAAUUUGGACCUACAUGCAUCUUAUUAAAACUUGUGUUAAAUCUAAAGAUGACAGAGUGAAGUUUAUGCAGACAUGUGUACCCCAUAUAGUUUCUUUACUUACUUUUCUUGUUGUGAUAGUUUUUGAUUUGAUGUAUAUGCGAUUUGGCUCCACAAAUUUACCUCAAAGCAUUCAAAACUUCAUCGCUAUAGAAUUUUUGCUUAUUCCUCCUAUGAUGAAUCCUCUGAUAUAUGGAUUUAAACUGGCCAAAGUAAGAAACAGAAUUGUGGGUUUAUUUAAUGUUAGAAAAAAAUGAGUUUUUUUCACAUCAUAUUUCAA